This is a messenger RNA of Rotaria sordida, 1431 nucleotides long. Lineage: Eukaryota; Metazoa; Rotifera; Eurotatoria; Philodinida; Philodinidae. The record is from the annotation of a GenBank genome assembly.
AUGAUGAUUACCAUACGUUUGCUCUUGUUACUUGUUAUUCUGAUGAUUAGUGAGCUUGUCGAUAGUGGUCGCACAGAUUGGUCAAUCGAGAAGAAUGCAUCUUUCUGGCGUGACCAAGCUCGUGUGUCCAUUGAACAAGCACUUGGACGAAAGGAAAAUACACGAGUGGCGAAAAACGUCAUUCUCUUUCUCGGUGAUGGAAUGGGUGUUUCGACGGUAACAGCUGGAAGAAUACGCAAAGGCCAAAUCAAGGGUCAAUUGGGUGAAGAUUGUAUUACUGAAAUGGAACAGUUUGCUUAUUUGGGUUUGUCGAAAACAUAUAACAUUGAUUAUCAAACACCAGAUUCAGCAGCGACAGCAACCGCUUAUUUGUGUGGUGUUAAAGCACAGUUGGGCACAAUUGGAGUUGAUGGACGAGCAAAACGAGGCGAUUGUCUCAGUUCAAGUGAUGCACAUGUUGACAGUAUUUUGGAUUGGGCACAGAAACGAGGUAAAAAAGUCGGCAUUAUCACUACUGCACGCAUCACUCAUGCAUCACCAUCUGCAGCGUAUGCACAUGUGCCAGAGCGAGAUUGGGAAAGUUUUGAUGGUCAGAAUUUCAACGCAAACCAUUUAGCACAAGGCUGUAGAGAUAUCGCGCAUCAACUUGUCGUUCGGACUCCUCCAAUAGAUCUGCUCUUAGGUGGUGGCCGUCGAUAUUUCUAUCCAGUAACGACAUUCGAUGUUGAAUAUCCUUCCAUCCGCGGAUCUCGUAUUGACAAUCGAUGUCUUAUCGAUGAAUUCUGGAAAGGAAAAUAUAUCUGGAACAUGACUCAAAUGAAUGAAUUUGAAUUAGGUACAUCGCAACCAUUGUUAGGUCUUUUCGAACCUAGUCAUAUGCGCUACGAAUCCGAUAGAAGUCAGAGUGGUGAUGAUGAACCAAGUUUAUCACGCAUGACUGAAUUUGCCAUCGAACAUUUUCUAAAAUUUGAUCAAGGCUUUUUUCUUCUUAUCGAAGGUGGCAGAAUCGAUCAUGCACAUCAUGAUACGAAACCGAGAAAUGCUCUCGACGAAUUUGUCGAAUUCGAUAAUGCCGUUGGACAAGCGAAGAGAGUCUUGCAAGCUAAAGGUGUUCUUGAUGAUUCUUUGAUUGUUGUCACAGCCGAUCAUUCACAUGUGUUUGCAUUCGGUGCUUAUUCUUCACGUGGUUCAAAUAUAUUGGGUUUCGGUUCAUUAGAAAAUAAGAAUGUCAGUGAUUUUGAUGGAUCACCCGUAAACAUCAUCACCUACGGCAAUGGGCCCAGAUCCAAUUCGUCUCGAAACGCCACUUAUUUGUAUUCAAUAAACAUGAAUUCGACCGACUAUCUUGCACCAGCAGCUCUACCCAUGAACGCAGAAACUCAUGGUGGUGAAGAUGUUCCACUUGCAUCAUAUAGAGAAGCAAUAGGCUAA